GACAUCGUCACCUCCUUCCCACUCCAUACCGCAGCCUCGACGAGACUUGCCGCCGACAAGCGCGGGACACACCAGCAAAGUUUGAUCGCGACAAUCACCCACCUCUCGAUGCGACUAGCCAACACCUCAAUCGCACCUGGGCUUAGAUUUUCUUUGCUUGCCUCGAUCGUAUCCCUGAGAACGGCCGUUUCGCCACAAGCGUCUGGCAUUGGCGGCCCCAAGCCCCCGAGCCAUUGCCUCGCGACAAUAUCCCGUGGGGACUAGACUUUGUUGCCGCCCUGGUACGCAGACAGAUCAUGAGCCGCGAUGCCCAGGUGUCUGGCACAACGGGUGGCUCCGUGCCCAUCUCUGGCCUCAUAGUUCGCUCGCAGGAAUUUCACCACCAUGACGCGCCGCGAAUGCGUUACCGUAGCCGCCCAGUUUCCGUUGCCGUCGACCCCAUCUCUCUCGUCAUCUCAGAAUGCAUCUCGAUUACAUCGGCCAUUCAGAAACAUGCCCGAUCGCCACACUCUUCCGUCUCGGCCAUCCUCGGCGGCAAUCCUAAUUCUAUACACUUGGGGCCGCCGAGCCCUGCCCUCAAAGGCCGCAGUAGGAGUCCUCUCGCCGCUUCCACGCUUUCCGCCGAAAACAGCACGGACGCCAUCGCCAACAGUCGUUGGGGCCUACGUGGUCAAAAGGGCAAGAGCAUGCAGGACAAUCCCAUGAUUGCUGGAUUUGGAAAUUUGAGACACGAGAUUGCAGCUGUCAAGGACAUCCGGACAUUCGACGGACCGACGCUGCUAGCACCUUUCCUCCUUGUCCUUCAGGCCAAGGGUACAGCGGCGCCCGUGACGAUCCUCGCUCUCGGCGCUCUGAGGAAAUUCCUUGCCUAUGGUUUCGUCUGCUCCGAAUCUCCUCGAUUCGCUCUUGCGAUGCAGUCGCUGUCCGCCGCUGUGACGCACUGUCAGUUCGACGUGAGCGAUUCUGCGCAAGGCGAGGUAGUGCUCCUCAUGAUCCUCAAUCUCAUGGAGGAUAUGAUGUCAGGGCCCGGCGGCGAAUUUUUGAGCGACGAGAGUGUAUGCGACAUGAUGGGUCGUGGCUUGGCCAUUUGUUCCCAACCGCGGUUCUCUCCCGUCCUUCGGAGGACUGCGGAGGCGUCAAUGGUGAGGAUGUGUCAGAUCAUCUUCGAAGAUGUCAAACAUUUGGAGGCGGAGGCGGGGACAGGAAGUGACGAUCUGGACCAUCGAACACAGGACGGCCUUGAACGCAUAAGGAUGGAUGAACCCACUACAGCGAACCCUGUAGAGGACCUCUCCGGCGACGAGAAGGAAGCCUUGCGCGGCAGCCGUGAGGCCUCUCCAGGCGCUGAUAAUCCCAACAGCUCCUCCGACCAACCCUCCACAGAUGCGUCGACGGAAGACGGCAGCGACGGAUUGGAUUCCGUGGACCUCAAGCCCUACUCUCUGCCAUCCGUUCGAGAGCUUUUCCGCGUUCUUGUCAACUUCCUUGACCCUAAUGACCGCCAACACACAGACACAAUGAGGGUCAUGGCUAUGCGCAUCCUCCACGUGGCCCUCGAAGUUUCCGGGCCGUUCAUAGCCCGCCACCCCGCUCUUGCGACAAUUGCUGAAGAUCGAUUAUGCUGCUUCCUCUUCCAGCUCGUCAGGUCUGAUAACAUGGCUGUACUGCAGGAAUCCCUGAUCGUUGCUGGCACGCUCUUGGCAACAUGCAGAGGGGUCCUCAAGCUGCAGCAAGAACUCUUCCUAUCCUAUUUGGUCGCAUGCCUCCAUCCGACUGUGCCCAUACCCCGGGAGCCGGGAAUUGAUCCUUCGUUGUACUCUGGCAUACCAGAGACGCCAAAAUUGGUCAAACCUCCCGCUUCACAGCAAGGAAGCGGUCGGUCCACGCCAGUUCCCGUCAAGGACAGGCAGAAGCUGGGCUUGGAAGGCGGGGCUCGCAAGCCUGACGCUCGCCAAGCUAUGGUAGAGAGUGUUGGAGUCUUGUCGCGAAUGCCAACAUUCGUGACUGAGCUUUUUGUCAAUUAUGACUGCGACGAAGAUCGGGCCGAUAUGUGCGAAGACCUGAUCGGACUCCUUUCACGCAAUGCCUUGCCAGACUCGGCAACCUGGAGCACCACGAGCGUUCCACCUCUUUGCCUCGACGCACUCUUGCGAUACAUUCAAUUCCUAGCCGAGCGCCUAGAGGAGGCACCCACGUAUGACGGCUAUCCAAAGCCCGCUGUGCUGAGGGAACAGCGGCGACGAAAGAGAAUUAUUGUCAGAGGCACGAGCAAGUUUAACGAGAAACCCAAGAUUGGCUUGGGCUACUUGGAAGCACAAGGCAUCCUUGUGGAUGCGAAGGACCCGGUUGAGGUGGCCAGGUUGUUGAAGGGUACAUCGCGGGUUUCGAAGUCCGUUCUCGGUGAUUUUCUUUCCAAGAAGGGAAAUGAAGCCGUCUUGAACGCAUUUAUGGACGAAUUCGAUUUCUCGAACAAACGCGUCGACGAGGCCCUGAGGAUAUUACUGGAGACGUUCAGGCUGCCAGGAGAGGCUCCGCUCAUCGCGUCAAUAGUAGAGUCCUUCUCCGAGAAGUACUGUUCCGGAAAUACCCCAGAGGUGGUGGCCAACAAGGACGCUGUCUUCAUUCUCACCUACGCCAUCAUCAUUCUGAACACCGAUCAGCAUAAUCCGAACCUCAAGUCCUCCAAACGAAUGACCUUUGACGACUUCUCAAGAAACCUUCGUGGACAGAACGACGGCCAAGACUUUCCGGUCGAAUUCUUACGAAACAUUUUUGACUCAAUCAAAUCAAACGAGAUCAUCCUCCCCGACGAGCACGACAACAAGCACGCCUUCGACUACGCCUGGAGAGAAUUGCUGCUGAAGUCUGAGUCCGCUGGGGACCUCAUUGUGUGCAACACCAACAUUUACGAUGGCGACAUGUUCGCCGCGACCUGGCGACCCAUCGUCUCAACAUUGUCUUACGUAUUCAUGUCCGCAUCCGAUGAUGCCGUUUUUGCCAGAAUCGUUACUGGAUUCGAUGAAUGCGCCCGGAUCGCGGCAAAGUACGAGAACUCGGAGGCUCUCGACCAGAUUGUCUACUCUUUAAGCCACAUGAGCACAUUAGCUGUCGACCUACCAUCGAGCACGUCACUCAAUACCGAAGUCCAGGUCGGUGAUAACAGUGUGAUGGUUAGCGAACUGGCGGUGAAGCUAGGGAGGGAUUUCCGAGCACAACUGGCAACUUUGGUUUUGUUCCGAGUGAUCACUGGCAACGAGCCAUUGAUCCGCCGAAGUUGGAAAUACGUCAUACAAUUGUGGCGCAACUUGUUCGUGAAUGCGCUUGUUCCGCCGUUUCCUGUACCCGAUGGCUCACCAAUACUGAUCUCACCAAUCCCCCUGCAAACGCCAUCUCAAGUCAUAGACAGAGCUUCUCGCUCGGUCGAUACCGGGUUUUUUAGCGCGUUCACGUCUUACAUCUCCAGCUACGCGGCGGAUGACCCCCCUGAGCCAUCCGAGGAGGAGUUAGAGAGCACGCUCUGCAGUAUUGACUGUGUGAGGUCCUGCAACAUGGACGUAGUUUUCAGCAACAUCAUGAAUAUGCCCGCUACUCUGACCGCAGAGCUGGUGCAGUCGAUGUUGGACCAGAUUCCUGAUGAUGACCAAGCAGGUGUCAUCAGUGUCAAGCAGGAUACAUCAACGUCCCCAACUAAUGGACAAAAUUCUGUAUCGUCUUUACCCAGAUAUGAUCCGGGCACACCGUACAUCCUCGAGUUUUCUACCAUCCUCGCCACCCGCGACGCUGCGGCGGUCGAGCGCAUGGGUAAGCUGGUAUUUGAUACAGCCCAAAGAGUACUUCGCGAACCAGGACAGUGGCAUCCAAUAACGCUAUCUCGCGCGGCAUUUUAUGCUCUUUACAUUCUGAAGAAAGGAUAUGAUCACGACUUCGCAAAUGUGCCCUUUUUAUUGCAUAGCAUUUCAAGUUUGCCGCAAGACGUCGUCCUCAAGACCUCGGACACCAUCCUCAAGGGCUUGGCCACGUGUACUGGCGAGCCUGGCCCUUUGAGAAGUGAGAUGAUGACCUCGCCUGACUUCUGGGCAAUCCUGAGGAUCCUAGCAGCACAUGAAGCAUCAGCUGCACUGGUCUUCGACAUCCUUGAAAAGAGCGGUGUGGGCAGUCCUCCGGCGAUUAUGGCGGACAAUUACCAGGCAGCCGUAACUCUGCUGGACUAUUUUGCCUCCUCUGCAUCUACGCAGCCAGUCUCCGCCAAGGCAGCGGAUCCAGCCCAUCAUCGCCAGGGGGGGGGACAGGCGAAGCACACCACAGAGCAGAACCAAACUAUCGCCCGGGCAUGCAGAGCGGUCAACAUGCUGCACAGCAUGACUGCCCGCGUGCCUCAGCUUAUGCAGCAGUCACAUCUCGAGACCAGUGAAGCUUGGUCCGCAUAUUGGCUCCCUAUUUUCGAGGCUCUCAUGACGCAGUGUACCAACCCGUGCCGUGAGGUGCGACAGCUGGCAUUUUCAGCAAUGCAGCGCUCGCUCUUAUCGCCUGAGCUUACAUAUACGGAUGCAAAGGAGUGGACGGCGAUAUUCAGCAAAGUACUAUUCCCGCUGAUCCUUCGACUCUUGAAACCGGAGGUGUUCACUGUGGACCGAGAUGGGAUGAGCGAGAUGAGAGUACAGUCUGCCUCGCUCUUGUGCAAAGUAUUCCUCCAAUACCUGGUUCUAUUAUCUGAAUGGGACGGCAUGCAGGGCCUUUGGGUCAAGGUUAUCGAUGUCUUGGAUCGCCUCCUGAACAGUGGCCAGGGUGACAGCUUGGAGGAGGCGGUGCGGGAAAACCUCAAGAAUGUGGUUCUUUUCAUGUCGAGCAGUGGCCUUCUUGUGUCCCCGGCGGAAAACCCAGCCAGACAGGAGCUGUGGGACGAGACGUGGAAGCGCGUGGACAGAUUUCUCCCAGACUUGCGAAACGACCUCGCAGCCGAGGGUGCCGAUGAGAGGGAAGCAGUUUCGAGGGAGACAGAGGAGGGGACGGACGUGGGUCACAAGACCACCUUGAGAGGAGCUGAUCCAGCUCGGGAGGGCGAGGGGGAUGAGCAUGAGCUCGAAGGAGACGACCAAGUAAGCCAGGGCUGAUUUCUUAGAGACGACAACUUGGCCCCACGGACACCCGCUUGUACGCAGAAUCUGGACGCUGUCACUCGAUCGCGGCAACGGGGCUGGUGGAGGACGCCCACUAGGGAGGAGCGUGAAGCCCGAGACAAGGCGGCGCAUUGCCGUGGUUGAAGAGUUCAAGAAAUGUAAUACCAGACUCAUUUCUGUAACCAGCUAUCGCAAGCCUCACACAGGCAAAGCGUUUAAACUACCACGAGGUGACAAUGCGUCCGUAACAGAGCUAAACGAACUAUACUAAUUUCGGUCGGAACGGC
Purpureocillium takamizusanense is the source of this 5404-nucleotide messenger RNA. RefSeq names its product GDP/GTP exchange factor for ARF (gene GEA2). The transcript is spliced from 9 exons. The coding region runs from base 297 to 5111 and encodes 1604 amino acids. NCBI's taxonomy places the organism in Eukaryota, Fungi, Ascomycota, Sordariomycetes, Hypocreales, Ophiocordycipitaceae. Gene Ontology annotation, molecular function: guanyl-nucleotide exchange factor activity. The record is from RefSeq and is a predicted model, not a curated record. Gene Ontology annotation, biological process: regulation of ARF protein signal transduction.